UCCAAAUAUGUUGGUCAAGUGAUUCGAAUUUUCUCAGAUAUAUUUUGCAGCAUGGGGCCAAAUGUGAAAACACGAUAAUGACGAGUUUAACGUGUGCAUGCUAAAAAUGUGUUUAGAAACAUGUUUAACCAUUCACGAUAACAUCAUAUUUUACAAUCAUUGCCUUACGCUCGUAUAAUUACAUUACCUGCGAUAAGGAAACUCUUGGGGAAAAUGAUUAGAGUUUUAAAAACUGUUUUGACGUUUCCGCGUCACAACUGCGGUAUACCUGGCUGCAGCCCUUCUAAAAGUGUCAGAAAGGUACUUUGCAGAAAUGUUAACAGUUGUACAGAGCAGAAGUUUGACGUUAUCGUGGUUGGAGGGGGACAUGCUGGUACAGAGGCUGCGUGCGCCUCGGCCAGGAUGGGGGCGAGAACCUUACUACUCACCCACAAAAUCAGCACUAUAGGUGAGAUGUCCUGUAACCCAUCAUUUGGGGGGAUAGGUAAAGGACACUUGAUGAUGGAGGUGGAUGCUUUAGAUGGGGUCUGUGGAAGAAUAUGUGAUAAAACUGGAAUCCACUACAGAAUGCUAAAUCGCCCAAAAGGACCAGCAGUUUGGGGUCCUAGAGCUCAGAUAGAUCGGACAUUGUAUAAAACGGAGAUUCAGAGAGAGGUUCAGAAUUCUCCAAACCUGACUGUGAUGGCAGGGGCAGUAGAGGAUUUUAUCCUAGGACAGUGUCACAAUCCAGACCUUGAUACAAUGAAACAGAGAUGUUCUGGUGUAAUUUUAGAAUCUGGAGAGAAAGUUUAUGGAGAAUCAGUGGUUUUAACUACUGGGACAUUUCUUAGGGGGAUGAUUCAAAUAGGCUUGGAGGAGUUUCCUGCUGGACGGAUGGGGGACCAACCAGCUAUAGGUUUGGCCAAAAGUUUGGAAGAUGCUGGCUUUACUAUUGCUAGACUUAAGACAGGCACUCCUCCUCGUUUAGAUAAGAGAUCGAUUGAUUUCAGUAAGACCGUGGAGCAUGCACCGGAUGACCCGCCCCUACCGUUCAGCUACCUCAACACAGAAGUCUGGAUCAAGCCAGAAGACCAGUUACCAUGUCAUAUGACACACACAAAUGAGGAGGUAGAAAAAAUCGUCAUGGAAACCAUUCAUCUGAACAGACACGUGCAACAGGAAGUCAAAGGGCCAAGAUACUGUCCCUCUAUUGAAUCCAAAGUUUUAAUGUUCAAAGGCAGAAGACAUCAAAUAUGGCUGGAACCAGAGGGUCUGGAUAGUGAGGUCAUCUAUCCUCAAGGUAUAUCCUGUACUAUGCCUGAGGAACAUCAGCUGAGGCUUAUGCGAGCUAUCCCAGGUCUAGAGAAGGCUGCCAUUGUCAAACCAGGUUAUGGUGUAGAAUAUGACUUUAUGGAUCCCAGACAGCUCAAACCCACAUUGGAAACUAUCAAGAUACAGAAUCUCUUUUUCGCUGGUCAGAUAAAUGGCACGACAGGAUACGAGGAGGCUGCCGCUCAGGGCAUUAUUGCUGGAAUCAAUGCUGCAGCCAAAGUACAGGGCAAGCCUCCCUUCAUAGUCGACCGAACAGAGGGUUAUAUCGGGGUUCUCAUAGAUGACCUCAUCACCCAGGGAACCAAUGAACCGUAUCGUAUGUUCACCAGUCGAUCAGAGUUUAGGUUGUACUUACGACCAGACAAUGCAGACAAAAGACUUACCGCAAAAGGUUAUGAUAUUGGAUGUGUCAGUCCAACUCGAUACAACCACACAUUACAACAGUACAAGGAGGUGGAGGAGGCCAUUGAUAAACUCAAGUCUACAGUCAAGUACAUGCAGCAAUGGAACAAACUUCUACAACUACCAAUGAGCUCUAAUCCCAAACCAUACAGUGCUUUUCAGUUGCUUGCUGUACCUGGCAACACGGUAGAGAAAAUAGCAAUGGCAAUGCCUGAGAUAUUCAAGGACCUUCAUCUGAACAGGCAGCUGUGUCAUAAAGUCUUUGCAGAAGGUCUGUACGCCCAGGAGCUAGAAGAGCAGAUGAGCCAGAUAGAAGAGCUUCAGAAAGAGGAACAACUCCUGCUGCCAGAGAACAUUGACUACCUCAGAUUAAAUGAGAUUUCCAUGGAGAUAAGAAUAAAACUGGAUGAUGCCAGGCCAGCGUCUAUUGCUGCAGCCAGUAGAAUUCCUGGAGUUACCCCCUUGGCUCUAUUAAAGCUGUUACAGUUUGUGAAAAGAGCUUUGAAUAAACCUCAAAGUGCUGGCACUUUGCCUUUAGAAUCUAUUUGAGAAUUACAUUAGUUUUUAAUUGUUUGGCUUAAUUUACUCAAAGUUUUUAAUAGUUUGUCUUAAUUUACUCAAAGUUGUUAAUAAAAUGAUUUCUGAUA
Magallana angulata is the source of this 2360-nucleotide messenger RNA. Its product is annotated as protein MTO1 homolog, mitochondrial-like. The record is from RefSeq and is a predicted model, not a curated record. The transcript has 16 exons. Lineage: Eukaryota; Metazoa; Mollusca; Bivalvia; Ostreida; Ostreidae. The coding region runs from base 214 to 2262 and encodes 682 amino acids. Gene Ontology annotation, molecular function: flavin adenine dinucleotide binding. Gene Ontology annotation, cellular component: cytosol. Gene Ontology annotation, biological process: tRNA methylation; tRNA wobble uridine modification.